CGUUGCUGUCUUUUUUGCUUUAACAUAUGCGGAACGGGAACGAAAAACCUACAUUUAACGAGAAUAUUUAUUUUGUAAACAAUUGGAAUUGUUUGGAUUGAACUUGGAGCUGCAUAAGCAAUCGUUUCAUCCGAAAGCCAGCGAAUACAUAUUCAAUAAGAUAGCAACGACUAAACAAACGGCCACACGUUCCAGCCACUCAUCUUAUUGAUAUUUUUACUUUGCGCAAUUGAGAAAAAAAAUGUGUUUGUACACGCUUUUCGAUUUGGAACGACGGACACGAGUAUUGGUAUAAUGGAAAUUCAAGUGAAGAUAAGAGUACUAACUCACACCGCGUAAUUGUAUCGCCUAUAUAUACACAUGCGUUCAGAUGAUUUUUGAACAUACGGUUCGUAUUAUUAUUUUUUGUGGAUUUUCGUCAUUUUGUGUUUUGUCGCGUUACCGAACAACCCAACAGUCCGCAACGGUUCAGAUGCUGUGAAUGACGACUUGUUAUUUUCCGCUAUUGAAAUAAUAACGAGAGAUAAUUUGUGUGUUAUAUUUGCGUGUGUUGACAUUAUUUUUGGUGACAAGCCAUUUUUCCUUAUGGUUUUGGUGUGCCCUAGAAAUAGGUCAGGUGCUCAAUAGUGACGUUCAAACACAAUAUCCGAAAAGAAUGUAUUCUAAUGAAGCAUUUCAGCAGCAAAAAUAAUUUUUUUCAUCAACAUGAGCUCAUACACGCUACAAAUUUUGACGUGGAUAUUCGUGCUAUCGUUUAUAUGUCUAAAUGUGCAGUGUAAGGAGAUUUUAGCUAAUUAUUCUCCCAAUUAUAGACAAUUAGAUUGUAAAUACGAUUUACCGACCAGCGAUCAAAUAUGCGAUUGUACAAAUCGAAAUAAGAAUUACUUUCUGCCAUUGUUCAAUGGAAAUAUCAACAAUUUAAAAGUUCAGAAUUGCAAAAAUGUGCUGGUUACCCUGAAUACGUUUCGAGAUGUGGAUCACAUCGAACACAUUCAUUUCACGAAUAUCAAAGAAUUGACUUUGGAAGCUCAUUCGUUGGGAUUCAAGAGACAGUUACCGGUUCCGAAAAUAAAAUUGAUAUUCACCAAUGUUUAUUUCUCGGAAAUCGUUCCUUACUCUAUCGGCGGUGGAAUCGAUAGCAUUACAUUCAACAAUUGUUACAUCAAAAAAUUGAAUGCUUACGCAAUCAACUCGGUGUACGAAACAGUAUACCUUAUCGCCUUCGAAAAUACUGGAAUCGAUGUGAUUGAAAGUCAAGCGCUGAAAAAGCUAGACAUCGAGCAUUUUAUAAUGCGAAACACCACAAUUUGGUCGCACUUUCCGUCACGGGCAUUUAGCGCUUUAACAAUUACCCACGAGAUUUCAAUUUCAAACUGCACAUUUGCAACCAUUAGCUCUCAUGCUAUUGAGUUAGACCACGUAAGUGACUUCAUUUUUUCCAACAACAAAGUCGAUCUGCUAGACGGUGAAGCAUUCCAAAUGAAUGCCAAUGGGCGGAUUUUAAUCGAGCGAAAUAAUUUCACGCAAAUGAGUCAUUCUGCACUUUCGGCUAUCAAUGUGGAUAGACCGAAUAGUGCUAGGCAACGCAAUAUGGAAAUACAAUUCACAUCAAACGAUAUCUUCAAAACGGACCAUCCCAUUCGAUUUGAUCUCGCACGUGACAUUAACAUCCGAAUUCUUAAUUUGAAAUUUUCGAAUAUAAUCGAUUGCGACAAAGCGAAAGAAUUGAGAAAUAACGGUUUUCUUCAACAAUACGCGGAAACGAUUUAUUUUAGAAUCGGUACACCCACAGACGGCUACAGUUCAUUGUCAAGCAUUUUGUCCAACAGAUGUGCUAAUACAACGUAUUUGAUUGCCAUCAUAUCAGUAGCAAUUGUUUUGCUUUUGAUCUUGGUCAUCGUUGGCGUAGCAAUUUUCUAUCGCUUCUGGUGGAUGAAACGAAAACCAAAUCAACAAAUAAGCAUGAUCAUUCCAGAUGGCAAAACAUACCGCGAAACACAAAUUAUGAUACAAAUCGAAAAUGCCGGCUUACUUAAGACCAAUUUGUAGAAGUCUAUCUAUAUAGUAGUAUUUAUCUCAAGUGAUAAAUUCCAGUCGUAGUUUUUAACAACUGUUUUAUAUCAAUUCACUUUGCAUUAGUCAUAGAUUGUUUGCUUAGCCUUAGGUAUUUACAUUUUAGUUUAAUCGCUUUUUCUACGAGGCUGUUGUUGUAGCUUUAGGUUUUAAAUGUAAUUGCUAUUCGAAUACAGAUGGAUUUUUCUUUUUAAACGACAAAAAAACAAUCAAAGUCUCAAGUUCAUGUUCAAAGAUUUUCAAAAACGAUUAAACACUCACCCAAUAGGUAGAUAUGAAUCCAGAGCUUGAUUGAUCGUCAAAAUCGAAUCCGAAAGAGCCAAUCCCUUUGACAAGAGUGCUGAAUGCACUUGAAUAGUUUUUUCAACUGACGAAAAAUCCUCCAAUGGAUUCUCACCAGGCAAAAUCAAACUUUUCUUCAGUAAACUAGCGCUGCACAUUCCGCCCAAAUAUGCAAGCUCACAUUCUAACCAGUUCAAUGUCGAAUUGGGAAGUUUUGUCUGGAAAAUUUAAUCAACGAAUGAAUGGCAAUGUUCUCAAACAUUCGAAAUAUUUCGUUUUUCAAAACAAGCUAUUGCAAUACUUACGAUUAAAAACGGAUUGUCAUAACCAACGAUCAAGCAUUUGAAACCAAAAUUGUUGGCGUGUUGAUCAUGAGCGUAGUUUGUGGCUGUUUCUAACGAGAUGUUAACCUUAUUUCCAGGUAGAAUCAGCGCGUUUUGUGUCCAAUGAGAUGAUCUGAAAUCAAAUGAAUAAAAUGAAUAUUGAGUUUAAAAAA
Sitodiplosis mosellana (orange wheat blossom midge) is the source of this 2851-nucleotide messenger RNA. RefSeq lists its product as uncharacterized. The record is from RefSeq and is a predicted model, not a curated record. The transcript has 5 exons. Bases 706 to 2049 code for a protein of 447 amino acids. NCBI's taxonomy places the organism in Eukaryota, Metazoa, Arthropoda, Insecta, Diptera, Cecidomyiidae.